This is a messenger RNA of Magallana angulata, 1792 nucleotides long. Its product is annotated as pantetheinase-like. The record is from RefSeq and is a predicted model, not a curated record. The transcript is spliced from 2 exons. Bases 59 to 1633 code for a protein of 524 amino acids. NCBI's taxonomy places the organism in Eukaryota, Metazoa, Mollusca, Bivalvia, Ostreida, Ostreidae. Gene Ontology annotation, molecular function: hydrolase activity, acting on carbon-nitrogen (but not peptide) bonds, in linear amides.
CUUAUCUCAGAGUCAGUCAAGGCAAUUCGCUCACAGAACAAAGAAUAAAUACAUUACAAUGGUGCCCAGACGGCAAACAUCAAUGAUGCUGGGUUGGGUCCUGUUAUUCUCUGCUGGGGUAAGAGGAUAUAGCGACCAAACGUUUCGAGCGGCCGUUUACGAACACGCCCCGCUACCACCAAAUAGAACAAUCGUGGUAACGCGACAAGAAGCUUUGGAUUACAUGCGGAAGAAUCUUGAAGUGUACAAAACGGCAACAGAGGAGGCACAUGGACAGAAUGUUGACAUAAUAGUGUUUCCUGAGGACGGGAUAACUUAUAAUGGGCACACAAGAAAAUCCGUUCGUCCAUACCUUGAAUACAUACCAGACCCAAAACAGGAGCAAUGGAACCCGUGCGAAGUCCCCGACAGGUACUCCGAUACUGAGGUACAGUACACUCUAAGCUGUCUGGCCAAAAACAACUCUCUUUGGAUCGUCGCCAACAUGGGAGACUAUCAGCCAUGUCAAGCAGACGACACUGUCUGUCCAGCAGACGGUCAUUACCAAUUCAACACUGACGUUGUGUACGACAGCAACGGGACACUUAUUGCAAAGUAUCACAAAAUCAACUUAUUCUUCGAGUUUAUGUUUGAUCCGUCAACAUCGAAAGGAGCCGUUUCUUUUGAAACACCUUUCGGAACGUUCGGUGUGUUUACUUGUUUUGAUAUUCUUUUUCGUAACCCUGUUGUGGUCUUAAUGAAAGAAAAAGGUGUGAGUAAUAUCGUUUUUCCUACUGCUUGGAUGGACACCCCUCCGUUUUUCGCUGCAAUUCAGUUCCACUCCGCAGUAGCUGCUGGCUUCGGCAUCAACUUUCUGGCAGCUAAUAUGCAUAACCCUCGAUAUCGUUUCCAAGGAAGUGGCAUAUAUUCACCAGAUGGAGCUGUGGCCUAUUACUACAACAACAGUGUCAAAGGUCAAGAAGAAGGAGGAAAACUUUUGGUGUCUGAUCUAAAAAUCCUACGAAAUAAUGCUUUGUCACACAACUCACCCAUGUAUAGUUCUAAAAAGUAUAAUGGGACGCAAGCAAUGGGUGAUGGCGUCUUUCACGCGGAUACAUUUGGGGACAACUUUAAUUAUAUCCUUCUCACAGAAUCUAGCGGGAAGGCGCGGGUUUGUCACAACGAGCUUUGUUGUAUAGCCACUUACACUUCUCAUGAUAAUUUCACCGAGAUGUUUGCACUUGGUGCUUUUGACGGUUUACAUACCAAAGAAGGGACCUAUUACAUUCAAGUCUGUACAGUUUUAAGGUGUAAAACGUUGGAGAAAUCUUCUUGCGGUCAAGGUUCUCGGGUUUCCAACACUUAUUUCACUCAGCUUGCUCUAUCUGGAACUUUUAAGACACCUUACACAUUCCCAGAAAUUCUGCUACAUGGCGAAAACGUUCUCGAUCUUGCUCCAUCAACCACCUGGUCGUAUAACGCAGGUAGAAUGGAAGCAAAGAAUGGCUUUGAACAGCCAUUGCUGUCCUUUUCUCUGUUUUCGCGUGAUUAUGACAAUGAUUUACGGUUGACAAGUUCGUGCGGUAAUCCAAAACUCGCCAUUUUUACUCAGUGUCUUUUGUUACUGUUACUACUUUUCUCAGUUUUGAGCUGACUAUUUUGUUAAAAUGUGAUGUAAAAUACAGAAAUAAGAUUCUUACACAUGUUUAUAGUCAUCUGUGAUGUUUUUACCUUUAGCUGUAGAACAUUCUCAAUAUUCUUUCAAAAGUGUCUAUGCAAUUAUUGACCAUCAUUAAAUGCAUGCAGGGUUAAA